Vigna unguiculata (cowpea) is the source of this 1634-nucleotide messenger RNA. Its product is annotated as transcription factor IIIA-like. The record is from RefSeq and is a predicted model, not a curated record. Gene Ontology annotation, cellular component: nucleus; nucleolus. Gene Ontology annotation, molecular function: DNA-binding transcription factor activity; 5S rDNA binding. Gene Ontology annotation, biological process: regulation of transcription by RNA polymerase II. NCBI's taxonomy places the organism in Eukaryota, Viridiplantae, Streptophyta, Magnoliopsida, Fabales, Fabaceae.
UAAUAAAUUACAGAUUUUCUAUUUCUCAUUGGGAAUGUUUUAUAGAUUUUGUAAUUCUAUAAAUAUUAGUUGAUGGCAAAACGUGUGUUAGAAAGAAUGUUUUGUUGGAGCAUCUCAAUCGGAUUUAAGAACAAUCACUGAUAUUUGAAUCCAGCUUCCAUGCAAUGGAUUUUUACACGCAUUCUGCAUUUCAGAACCCUUGAAUGAGAAUGAAGUCGUUGAAAAUAUUUUCCUUUGGUCAAAUUAAGUUAAAACACACAUUCAUAAUCUCAAAUGUCUGAUCUAUAUCUUACGGUUAUAAGUAACAGCUUUGUUGAAUCUAGCUUCCUAAUUUUCACUCCUUUUUAUUGCAUUUUUUAUUAUGUUUUAUAAAGUACUACAUUCCUUGAAAAUUGUUUUGUGGGAGGUAUAGGUUUAUGUUGUAAGUUGAUUGUGUUUGUUGUUACAUGGACUGAAGAUGCAUAUUUUCGCAGGAUAGUAAUUUAUGACUCUAAAAUCAUUGGAUAAAUUAUGGAUGUUAUAGUGUGAAGCAUUGGAUCCCAGAAAAAGAACUCCAAAAUGCAUGAGGCAGCAUGUUUAGACUUGAUGGAUCAGUAUCAGGUUGGGAGACCUCCUGUGAAGCUCCAUCAAGGAUGCCUCAUUCACGCAAAAAUUGAGAGGCCAUACGUGUGUGUUGUUGAUGAUUGUCAGGCAAGUUACCGACGAAAGGAUCACCUGACUCGACACGUUUUACAGCAUCAAGGGAAGACAUUUAAAUGCCCUGUUGAGAAUUGCAGCACCGAGUUCUCUUUGCAAAGCAAUGUGAAACGGCAUGUUGAGGAGGUCCAUGAUGACAAUUCUACCUCUACCUGUGACAGAACUCACAAGCAGCACACAUGUCCAGAAAUUGGCUGUGGAAAGGUUUUCAGAUUUGCAUCGCAGCUACGAAAGCAUGAAGAUUCUCAUGUUAAACUGGAGUCAGUAGAUGUGGUGUGCUUAGAGCCUGGUUGCAUGAAGCAUUUCACUAAUGUCCAGUGCCUUCAAGCCCAUGUAAAGUCCUCCCAUCAAUACAUUACCUGUGAAACUUGUGGUACUAAGCAACUAAAGAAGAAUAUUAAACGUCACCUUCUUACACAUGAACCUCUCAAUUCACCAGAGACCUUUCGAUGUGAGUUCAAGGGUUGUAGCUGCACAUUUUCAAGAAAAUCUAAUCUUGAUAAGCAUAACAAGGUUGUUCACUUCAAGGAAAAACCUUAUGUGUGCGGGUUUGCUGAUUGUGGCAUGAGGUUUGCUUACAAACAUGUGCGAGAUAACCAUGAGAAAACUGCAAAACAUGUUUUUACCCUUGGUGAUUUUGAAAAGACUGAUGAAGAAUUGAGGUCAAAAUGUAGGGGAGGGAGGAAGAGGAAAUGUCCUAGUGUUGAAAUGAUACUUAGGAACAGGGUUACCCCUCCGAGUCAAUUGGAGAGUUUGUUAUUCAUGCAGGAUAGUGAGUAGCAUUGUGUACUCUUGAUAAAAGUUGGCAAAAUGUAAAUUUAAUAUGUUGUCAUUCCUCUAGUAAUAAUAAAAUAAUAUUUAUAUCUAUUUUGAAAAUUUUUUAGAAUAAAAUUUUCGAAAUAGAUAUAUAUUCUAUACUAUUCUACAACAUUCAUUUA